AUGGAAGAGAGUAAAAUCAAGGAGGAUGGAGGCGUGAAUUCCAAAGACUUUUCCUUCAGAAUAGACAAGCUAGAUAUGGAUAAUCCAGAGCAUAUUGUGUGGGCUUACAAGAAUAUCCAGCAGGUAUAUAAUCACUCAACUGUGGACUUCUCAAGGAUGAUCAAGAUGAUGACCAAGCACAAGCUAUUGGAUUUCAACACAAGUCUAGUAAUAUUAGAAGAGGUUGGGAGUAUUUUGCAAGCUCAUUUUGGAGAAAGGGAAGAAGAUGAGGAGUUAAGCUUCGUUGCUGACAAAUGUGGGCUUGUCAUCAACAACAGAACAGCCGAUGACUCUUUGCAAUGUAUAGAUUAUCUCUAUAAACUCGUUCUUCCGUUUGCUAAGAUAUGUACAAAGCAGGUAGUUGAUAUUGUGGCCUUUCUGUUUACCAGAACAACUACGGGGGAGUUUGACGAAUUAUUUGAAAUAUUUGGCAAGAAAAAAGAUUUUCUUGUUGAGCUCUAUCUCCUGAAGGUUAAGUUGAUGAGGGAAAGAAGUAUCAGAUAUAAAUGUGAAAGAUGCAGAGGUGUCGAUAAGAUGAUUGAUUUAGAAAUGGAAGAAUGUAUCAAAAAUAUUAAGAUAUCCUUUGAUAGUAAAGACGAAUGUAAUAAGGAAAUGGAGAAGGACCAGGAAAAGAAAACGGACUUCUAUUCAAUAGAAGGCGAGAAUAGUAGUAGUAGGAAAGAAGGUAACGAGAAAUUCCCAGAAGAUCUAAGUUUCAGCCAAGGCAAGCCAUUCUUCGAAUCUAGCAUUGAGUCGUUUUCUGAAGAAGGCAGUAAGCAUUCCAAUGAGGCUGGAGAAGCUAAGAUGGAUAGAGAUGUUCUUAACCACAAGUCUCAGCAAGUUUCCGAUGACCUGUCUUGUAAAACCCUCUGUAAGUGUGGAAGAGGUGGGAAUGUAGGUGAAACCUGCUUGUGCGCCUCUUAUAAGCUUUCUGACGAGAUUCGUUGUUUGGUCGAGGCCAAGAGAUGUCUAUUGGAUAUUGAAUCUAUUUCUCCAAGAUUCUUCCUUGAAAAUGUCGCCCUGUAUCUUAGCUUGUCAUUUGAUAAAGAGCUCCUAAAUCUGUUCAGGAAGUAUAUAAACACGGAAUAUGGGUCAGUUUGUGCCUUUCAUAUAUUUAAACUAAAGACGGUUGAUCCUGAAACCUUGGAGGCAAUGAUAAAGGAAAUGAAGGAUGUAAAAAAAGAGAUAUUGAAAUCUGAGCAUCUAAUCAUUACAACAACAACUUUUAAUCUUUAUGUCGAAUGGUGCGUGGAUACUUUUGGAUCGAUAUCGAUUUCAUCUAUUAAUGAUUAUUCAGAUAUAAGUAGGCUAUAUAUAAAGUUUCUUAAAGUCUUCCCUCAUAAGAAGAUGUUUCUUAUCCUUCAAAGGAUGUGUGGAAGUAGAAUAGAUAGAGUUUCCAACACAGUUUAUGGGCACAUUGCUUAUGACCUGGAAGAGAUAGUCAAAAUCACCCUAAGCUUGUUUGAUAAUGUGCGUUCCAAUGAUGAAGAAAAGAUACCCAACACAUUGUUAGAUGAUGAAAAGAUAUUUGGGGACUCCAAUCGACUUGAUACUUCCAACUUCUGUAUAAGGCAGGAACUAGAAAAAAUUGUUCUUGAGGUAUGCAAGCGCUAUAGAAAAUCUUUUCUUUCUCAAAUCAAAACCCUGUUCUAUUUCUCAAAUAAUGAUUUCAAGGAGAAAAUCAUCAAGAUCCUGUGUGAUGAUCAUGGUAACGAUUGGAGAUAUCGAAGAGCGCUACUUCAUUCAUACAGAGAACAUCCCUGCCUCUUCAAGGAAGCCUUCAAUCUCGAUAACUUUACCAAGGACCCUGUAUUCAUAGUCAGAAGAACUGCAUUAGAUAUAAAAGAGGAACUUGAUUUGGAAAGUACAAAACUACCUGAGAAGCAAUCUUUGUAA
This is a messenger RNA of Encephalitozoon romaleae SJ-2008, 1935 nucleotides long. RefSeq lists its product as hypothetical. The record is from RefSeq and is a predicted model, not a curated record. The transcript has a single exon. Bases 1 to 1935 code for a protein of 644 amino acids. Lineage: Eukaryota; Fungi; Microsporidia; Unikaryonidae.